UUCGAAUAUCGAAACGAAAUGAAAAUGUUUUUGUUAACGAUGUUGGCCUGUCUGGCGGCCGCUGUAUGCGCAGGACCCAGCCAAUCGCUCGGUGAAUCGAAACUGCUGCAGGCGAUGCGCAGCACCAACGCACUGCAGCAAAGCAAUCCGGCUCGCUCUAUAGAGUGUUUUCAGUACUACAGCGAGGUCUUCGAUCAGCUGCUGCAGCAGUACGAGGAGCAGUAUCAAGCCUGCGAAAAUGCCAGCGAAACUCAGCUUGCGACUCUCGAUUGGCUGUACGAGUCGAAACUGUCCGGCUUGAGCAACAAUGCUCAGUCCGCUUGCCAACUGAUUCAAAACUGCGAUAAUCUAACUGAUACCGCUUCAGCUCUAGCCUGUUACGCACAGGUGGGCACUGAAGAUGCCAAAGUUAUGUACAACAUUUCGGGCUCAGCCAGCCAGUAUAACGGCGAGUUCAAUCAGAAGAAGCAGGUGAUCGAGUACCAGCUCGAAGAGUGCUCGAAUGAGGCGAGACGUGCAUAUGAGGUUGACACGGAGCAGACCUAUGUCAGGCUGCAAGCCUGUUUAAUGGGCACAGAGCCGGUGCCAAGUACCACUACGGUUGGAACGAGUGCAUCUCCAGUAACCACAACAACUACGCCAGUUCCAAGCACAGCGGGAAGUAGCACGGCCGAUACUAGUUCGUCUCCGGUGAUUACAACGACAACGCCCGUUCCAAGCACCACCGCUCGUUCAUCAAAAGUGCCAAAAACUACAACAACAACAACCGAUAUUCCAGUUACAACAACUACAACAGGUGCUUACACGACCAGUUCGAUUCCAGUUUCAAAAAGCACUACAAUUGCAACAACUUCAACUUCCAGAAGACCCAUUUCAAGUAUAAGGCCCACUACAGCGCCAGUUCCGUUGACAACAACACCUGAAUCAGUAACAAAGACAACAGACUUCACAUCCACUCCCACUUCCAGUUCCACUCCCAGUUCCAGUUCCAGUUCCCAUACCACACCACCAGUUCCACUCGAUUCCACAACAGCAUCUCUUAUCAGCACAACACUUCCAGUUCCCCUCUCAAUGACAUCGGCUUUAGCUACAGUCAAGCCAACAGCUUCGGCCGCGCCCAGCCUCAGCUCAGAUCUUAAGAAACUGCUGCACUCGCUGCUACACUAGACAACAUGGUUUAUGUACUGCAUUAAAUAGGUAACGAGCUGACAAACCCUCGCUAACAUUGAAGUUGCAAAACUUUUGUAAUCUCUUUGGCGUGGAUGGGCUGGGUUGGGUUCGGUUCGUUGCUUGGUCACAGCAAAAGUAACAGUAAAAGGGAAAGUAAAGUAAAAGCAAUUUUAUGGAAAUGUUGGCCAAAUAUUGACAGAGUCCACACGGAUCAGGCGACAGUCGCAAUGGAAAAGUUCAGCUAAGCCAAUUGCAACUCUGCCAGUGUAACUUACAUAAUUAACGCUUGUAGAUGUUAACUAGUUUGGACUGAUGCGCCUGACCGACUUACCAGAUGCCCUGUUAACUGCUUCAAGCGAAGUGCCAGCAUAUCAAAAGUAUUU
This is a messenger RNA of Drosophila arizonae, 1553 nucleotides long. RefSeq lists its product as uncharacterized. The record is from RefSeq and is a predicted model, not a curated record. NCBI's taxonomy places the organism in Eukaryota, Metazoa, Arthropoda, Insecta, Diptera, Drosophilidae.